This is a messenger RNA of Pongo pygmaeus (Bornean orangutan), 3884 nucleotides long. It is a transcript of the gene ZNF696, whose product is annotated as zinc finger protein 696. Gene Ontology annotation, molecular function: DNA-binding transcription factor activity, RNA polymerase II-specific; RNA polymerase II cis-regulatory region sequence-specific DNA binding. Gene Ontology annotation, biological process: regulation of transcription by RNA polymerase II. The record is from RefSeq and is a predicted model, not a curated record. NCBI's taxonomy places the organism in Eukaryota, Metazoa, Chordata, Mammalia, Primates, Hominidae. The transcript is spliced from 3 exons. The coding region runs from base 90 to 1262 and encodes 390 amino acids.
GCUGGAGAUGCGUGACCUUCGGUCUGCGGCAGGCGGAAGGGCGAGAGACUUGGACAGGAGGUGCAUCUUGCCCGGGGAAGGCUGAACGAAUGAGAGCUCGAUCCCUGAAAUUGUUCCGACGGCUGGUGUUCUGCAAGAUGGAGCCAGGAGGAGAGCCCGCAGGUGCUAAAGACAGCAGUACCCUGAUGGAGUCCCUUGCAGCUGUGAAGGCUGCUUUCCUGGCGCAGGCCCCGAGUGGCAGCCGGUCAGCCGAGGUGCAGGCAGCUCAGAGCACGGAGCCUGCCUCAGAGGCAGGCGCUCCCGAGGGAGAGGGCCACAGAGGGGGGCCUCCCCGGGUGCUGGGGUCUCUUGGCCUUUGUGAAAACGAGGAAGCCAGAGAGAGGCCCGGAGGUUCCCCUCGAGGCCCGGUCAUUUCUGAGAAAACUGGAGGACAGAGUGGCCGCGAGUCAGACGUCCCUCCGAACGCAGGCCCCGGGGCGGAGGGCGGGGGCAGCUGGAAGGGGCGGCCUUUCCCGUGCAGCGCCUGUGGCCGCAGCUUCAAGUGCUCCUCGGACGCGGCAAAGCACCGGAGCAUCCACUCGGGGGAGAAACCGUACGAGUGCAGCGACUGCGGGAAGGCCUUCAUCCACAGCUCGCACGUGGUCCGGCACCAGCGGGCGCACAGCGGGGACAGGCCCUACGCGUGCGCCGAGUGCGGCAAGGCCUUCAGCCAGAGCUUCAACCUCCUCCGGCACCAGCGCGUGCACACGGGCGAGAAGCCCUACGCGUGCGCCGACUGCGGCAAGGCCUUCGGCCAGAGGUCGGACGCCGCCAAGCACCGCCGCACCCACACCGGGGAGAGGCUGUACGCGUGCGGCGAGUGCGGGAAGCGCUUCCUGCACAGCUCCAACGUGGUCCGGCACCGGCGGACCCACCACGGGGAGAACCCGUACGAGUGCCGGGAGUGCGGCCAGGCCUUCAGCCAGAGCUCCAACCUCCUCCAGCACCAGCGUGUGCACACGGGGGAGCGGCCCUUCGCCUGCCAGGACUGCGGCCGCGCCUUCAGCCGCAGCUCCUUCCUCCGCGAGCACCGCCGCAUCCACACCGGGGAGAAGCCCCACCAGUGCGGCCACUGCGGGCGCGCGUUCCGGGCGCUGUCGGGCUUCUUCCGGCACCAGCGGCUCCACACGGGCGAGAAGCCGUUCCGCUGCACCGAGUGCGGCCGCGCCUUCCGCCUGAGCUUCCACCUCAUCCAGCACCGGCGGGUGCAUGGCGUCGAGUGAGCCGGGGCUGCGGCGGAGGAGAUGCCGGCGGCCUGGUGGGAGCGAGGCCGAGGCCGGGAGAGGCUCCUGUCCGCCCCGCGCGCGGUGAGGAAGUAACAGCCGGCCGCGCGCCUGGUUCUCGGGCUGCGAAAGCCUCGCCAGGCCUGCAUCCGCCUUGGCUCGGGAGCAGUCAGGAGAGACAGGGCUCGGGGAAGGCGAGCGCUGCCCGCGGGAGGCGAUUCCCUGAGGCGGGGAGGUCUCGGGUCUGUCCCGGGCCAGCCGCCCGCUGCUGAGACGCCCCGCCUCCCACGGUCAGCUGCAGCGACGAUCUCAUUUCCUGCCGGGGGGCAGUGGCCGGUGAUUGAAUCGGUCAGUCCUCUGCAACCAGGCCUCCAUCAAAACCCUGCAUGAGGUGAGGGCCUCGAGCUUCGGGUUGGUGAAGGCGGGGUGGGGGGGCAGUUAGGAAGGGGGCGCCCAGAGAGGGCAUGGAAGCCUCGCGUCCUCCCCCGUUCCUUGCCGGUCAGUGGUUCAUCCUGUAUUUCAACGCCUUUUCACAGCCGGUUCAUAUGGUCCCGACUUCUGUGUGCUUAGAAAAUUAUGGAAUCUGGCCUGGCGCGGUGGCUUCCGCCUGUAAUCCCAGCACUUUGGGAGGCAGAGGCGGGCGGAUCACACGCUCGAGACAUCAAGACCAUCCUGGCCAACAUGGUGAAACCCCGUCUCUACUAAAAAUACAAAAAUUAGCUGGGCAUGGUGCUGUGAGCCUGUAGUCUCAGCUAUUCAGGAGCCUGGGGCAGGAGAAUCACUUGAACUCGGGAGGCGGAGGUUGCAGUGAGCGGAGAUCCGGCCACUGUACUUUAGCCUGAGCGACAGAGUGAGACUGACCCCUUACCCUGUGGGUUCUGCACUAGCUCCGGGCAAUUGGUGUCAGAAUCAAGUUAAAUUGUAGGGCAUCUCGGUGGUGUCUUGAGAGUUGGAGAGCUGGUUGGUGUGGAGGGAAAGGCUCACACACACGUGAUUUCAGAAGCCUUCUUUGGGUAGAGGAAUCGUUUUCUCUUUGAGACUUACGAGUAUGUACAAAUGUUAUUUCCUGUAAAAUAUUUUCAUUUUUUAAAAUGUUAUUUUCUAGAUAGAAAAGUAGAAGUGUCUCUUUGGGGUCCGUUUUUGGGGGCAUAUGGUAAAGCUCUGUCAUCAUGAAUUAAGCGAGGUGGGCUUUGAGUUUCUUGGGAUGACAGAGGGAAAUGUGGGCCGCCCACUGGCCGUGAGCCCUGGGGCGCGGUUGCAGGAUUCGCCCAUCCUGGUCUGGGCGUGGCUUGUGACCACCUCCUGCAGUUCUCUGCCCAGGUAAGGACUGACUGGGAAGAAUUCUGGGUCCUGAGCUGGCUGCCGCUUCCAAGACAGUCGCUUUGAGGGCUCUUGGCACCGAUUUCGUUAAAAUGCAUGAGCUUAGGGUUGUGCAGCCUGUGGGGCAGGGGUGCUCUCAGAAUGGAUUUGGUGGCCCCACAGUUAAUUGAGCUCCUGACUCCUGGGCCCGUGGUGAGGUGGGAAGAUGAGCUUGUGUCUCCCAUGCUGCGCCAAGAUCCUCAGGUCAGCUGAAGGUGACCUUCCAGGUACCAGUAGCAGUCAAAGCACCUGCUGCCUGAAGGAAGCUUACAUGGCUUAGCCUCAUCCCUGCUCGUAAGUCAGGCAUUCAGCUUGCAAAGAUCCCCAAGCACACAAUGAGAGUCAGUUGACUGAGGGCCAACAGAAACAGCAGGCAGCCGCUGUCAGCCACAAAGAAAUGCAGAUCCUGAAACUGUCAUCAUACAGGUGAGAAGACAGUUAUGUGUGAGGUGUUCAAAGACGUCGCGCAGUCACAGUGAUGAGAAAGCUGUAGGAUACAUACUGUCACGCGUGAAUAGGCAGGACUUCUUAAAGAACUUUUGGAAAUGAAAAACAGGCCAGGCGCAGUGGUUCAUGCCUAUAAUCCCAACACUUUGGGAGGCCUAGGAGGGAGGAUCACUUGAGCCCAGGAGUUCAAGACCAGCCUAGGCAACAUAGGGCUGGGCACGGUGGCUCACGUCUGUAAUUCCAGCACUUUGGGAGGCAGAAGCAGUGGAUCACCUGAGGUCAGGAGUUUGAGACCAUCCUGGCCAACAUGGCAAAACCCCAUUUCUACUAAAAAUACAAAAUUUAGCUGGGCAUGGUGGCCCACACCUGCAAUCCCAGCUACUCGGGCAGCUGAGGCAGGAGAAUCCCUUGAACCUGGGAGGCAGAAGAUGCAGUGAGCCGAGAUCACGCCAUUGCACAACAGCCUGGGCAAAAAGAGCAAAACUCCGUCUUAAAAAAAAAAAAAGGAAAAUGAUCUGAGUGAUGGUCUUAGAUACAAAAUGGAAUGGCAAGCAAAUAAAAUUAUAAAUAUGAAUAUAUACGUAUGUAUAAAAGAAUAGUGUCAACUAAAAUACUAGACAACAAUAGCUUGUAAAUUAGAAGGGACAGAAAUGUUCUAAGACCCUCCGGUUGUUGGGAAGCGGGUGUAAGACAGUGUUUAAUUUGACUUUGAUAAGUUAAAUGUGCAUAGUGUAAUUUAAUGUUAAUUACUAAAAGAGUGUAACCAGUCUAUACAUCUCUAAUCCAAUAAAAAGAAUAAAACGCUGUGAUUUAAAA